AAUUUAUUAUAGUUGACCACGGAACAUGUUUUUUAUUGUAUCUUAAAUUGAAUUAACUCGACGAAGGGCGCUGGAAUAUAAUUAUAAUGUACGAGUAAAUAUACUUUGACUACAACAAUAAGUGAACCUUUUGCGAGAGCAUGCGCAAUAUCGACUUUUCAUAGAAAAUACGGUACGGUCAUCGAGGAUGGAUCUCGCAGAACUCGUGCACCCGUUGUCUCAGUUUUAUUCAAGAAACUAUUAAUGAAAGCGGUAAAAUGAUUUUAGAACAGUAUCCACUAUGUUAACGGGAAUAUUUAAAGGAACUCUUUUAUGUUGCGACGAUGAAAAUUCUACCUGGAACAAUAUAAUUAACGCUGAUAAACAUGCUCUCAAUGAGACUACAUCUUUGUUACGCGUUCUUUAUAGAAUAGUAAUUCCUACAAUUGUAAUUGGCGGCAUUUUUGGUAAUGUCUUAAUAAUCCUGGUGUUAUCCACUCCGGUGUUUCGAGGAGUCGCGUAUUUAUAUCUCCGAGGAUUAACUUUAGCGAACGCCGGAGUUCUUCUAUCUUGGAUACCUGUAUUUAUUAGAUUAGGAUAUGGAUUGAGGAACAAUUAUCCGUCUGUUUUUUAUCAUGCUCAUUUAGAGCUAGUUGCCGUAAACACCUUCGCUAUAGCCAGCAUUUUAAUUAUGACCUGCUUAAUCGUCGAUCGAUAUAUCUUUAUUUUUUUCCCGGCUCGUAUCCGCAGCAGAAAUGCACGCAAAAAUGUUCGCUCAUUUAUCCUGUGUUCUUUCAUCCUUGGAUUCGCGGUAAGCGCUCCAUUAACGGGAAUGAGAAUGGUAUAUGAACAGCAAGAAGAUACUGGAACUCUCUUCACACUGCGUGAAAAUAUUUCUAUCACACGAAGCGCUUUAUGGAACGCGUACAUUUGGAUAAUGGAAGUCGCGUUACGGCUUUGUCCAACUAUAAUUCUUCUUUUGCUAAAUAGUUUCGUGGUCAAAAGAUUUUUGCAACUUAAUGCUAAAAAAAGAGAAUUCCAGUCGGUUUCAGAAAAAUUUCGUACUUUAAAUGUUCCUGAAACUUCUUUAUUGACCCGUAAUCGAGGAUACAGGGAAGAACAGAAUUUAGCUACAUUAAUGUCGGUGAUGGCAAUAUGUUUUAUAAUAACAAUGAUCCCAUCAAUAUUGCUUGAAUUUGUAUAUUAUGAUUCUAAGACCGUUGAUGGCGGUUACUUUUUAUUUAGAGCAUUUGCUGCUAUCACGGAGCUUUCUAAUUUUGCUAUCCAUAUUAUCAUAUACUUUAUAUGCAGCAUAGAAUUUCGGAAAGAAUUCUUCAAACUUCUUCAGAACAGAUGUAAGAAGAGUAUAGUUGAAGAAGAUGUUGAAAGACCAAUAGGUGAAAUCGAAGAUUAUAGUCGACAUGGAACAACAGUCCGAUUAACACCCGAACAGACGAAGUUAAAUUCUCCAGCUUCUGCAAGUAAAUUGAAUCCUAUGGAAGAAGAUAAAGAAUCGGAAGUAUUAAAUGCUUCUGAUAUUGUCUAAAGAUUAUGUCUAAAGAUUGUCGUCUAAAAAUUAUUACAAAUAAAGCACUAUAAUAUGAUAUAUUAAUUUAUUUACGUAUGAUGAAAUGUUUUACUUUGUCAAUGCGGAUGCAAAUUAAUUUCUCAUGUACAUAAUUUCAUUUACAUAAUAAAAAUUUUGUUUU
This is a messenger RNA of Frieseomelitta varia, 1688 nucleotides long. Its product is annotated as probable G-protein coupled receptor B0563.6. Gene Ontology annotation, cellular component: membrane. Gene Ontology annotation, biological process: G protein-coupled receptor signaling pathway. Lineage: Eukaryota; Metazoa; Arthropoda; Insecta; Hymenoptera; Apidae. The record is from RefSeq and is a predicted model, not a curated record. Gene Ontology annotation, molecular function: G protein-coupled receptor activity. Bases 281 to 1525 code for a protein of 414 amino acids. The transcript is spliced from 7 exons.